AUGGAUGAAAUCCCGGAGACUUCGCGUGGAAAGGAAGAUGAGCGACAAACAGAAGUCGUUACCUAUCGACGGAGGGAAUAUGAAUCGGUAACGAUAGAUGUCGAUAAAUGGACACAGCUUGUCGAUGCCACAAUCUUUGAGGCGAUUGAGAUUAAAAGUGCAAAGGACUUCUAUCCAAAGAAGAAACCAAAUGAUGAAAAGCGGAAACGAAAGCAUGAUGUCUCUUCACCAAUUGGGAAGCCGAAAAAGAUGAAAGAGGAUAUGAAACGGGUAUCAAGAAGUCCAGAUGAGGUGCUGAAAUUCAAGAACAAGUUCAAAACGCCGGCUUUCAUCAUGGACAGCGGUGGUUCAGAUGCGGAAAGUCAACCCGCCAAGAAAUCGAAAAAAGAGGAUGAAGCCGAAAAGGAGCUUCUUCGCAAAGAGGAAAAACGAAGGCGAAAGGGAGCAAAGAGAGAACGGAAAGGAAAAGGAGAAGAAGGAAAAGACGAAUUGGAGAAAGAAAAACAAAAAGAAGAACGGAAGAAGGGAAAGGAAAGGGAAAGGAAACGAGAGAAAGAAGAAGCAAAAAAAGUGCCUAAAGAUGACGAUUACUCGAAUCCAGCAACUCCAAUGGCCAUUCCUGAAGCUGAGGAAGUCGACGAAGAAGCUCUCCGAAUUCGUCGUGAAGAGGAUGCUCUCAUCGAAAAACAUCGAGCUGGGAUUGAAUUGGAGAAGGAAAAAGAACUGAAAGAGAAACGACUGUUGGAAUUUGAGUAUUCUUUGGAAGAAGUUCAAUGGUCUUUCUACGAUGCAGCUGGAUUGAGUGACGAUUAUUUGCGGAAUGCCUUCGAUCUAAAGAAAGUCAAAGAUGACAAAGAAAUUGCUGGACCAAGUUUUGAGCAACCGAAAUCGAUAGACAAGGACGAUAAUGAGGAUGAAAAGAAGCAAAAGCGAGUGAAGAAAGAAAAGGAACAGGCAAAGCGUCGACGAGCAGGCAUUGAUGAACAACCUUGCAUGCAAUGCUCAAAAAUUAAUCCCGAUUCCCGUUUUGAAGAUUUUGGCGGCACUCCAUCUCAAUUUUGUUCACAUGAAUGUAUUCGCGCUAUUGUGAAAAAAGCAAAAACGGUGCUCGUUGAUGAAUCCGCUGAGGUGAUGUUGAUGUCAAAUGGAUGUGUACAUGCGGGUGUUCGUGUCUCGGGCCUACUCGAUUAUUUGAUGAAAAACCCUCACGCUGCUCCGGUUCUCCCUGCCAUGAGAAAAGAUAACAAGCCGAACAAAGUUCGUGUACAGGCUGAUGACGAUAAGGGAGAUUCGAGCCGAUCGGCUGUUCAUUUGAGGGUCGAGCGAAGCGAUCAAGUGGAUAAGUUGCAAAAGCACUUGAAAGAGCAAGCAGAAAAGAAGAAACUCGAAAAGGAAACGGAAAUUAUGCGAGCGAAUUGCAAGAAAACGAUGACUGAACAACUGCUAAAACGGGUGAAGCGACCUCUCGAUCAUGGCGUGACCACAAAAUGCAUCAAGGAACUAGUGGACAACAUUGAGAAGACGCUAUUUGGGACUUGUAACAACGAUGUGAAGGGGAAAUAUAAAGCUUGGGUGAAAGGUUUCGUCGAGCAAGUGAUGUCCGUUAAAAAUAAGGGAUUCUUCGUUCGAGUUGUGAAAGGAAUGAUUGAUGUUUCUUUAUUGGUAUCGUUGAAACCUGAGGACUUCACCGCUAGUGCAUACGCAGCUGAAGUCGAUCCACCAGAAGAAAAAAAUACCCCAACUCAGUCGACUUCAAAAAAGAAACAAGAAACAAAGGGUGGUGUCAUUGAUGAUCUUCUUGAUUCGGAACGAGACACAACUUUGGAGCAUGGGACUCACAUGUAUGAUCAUCGAUGUCAAAUAUGCAAGGAAAGGAAUAGGAUUGAAUUAGAACGAGUUAAUAAGGAACGUGCGGAGGCGCAACAAGCCAAGAUUGACGAGGAAGAGCGGAGAAAAAAGAAAGAAAGAUUGCGACAAGUUCAUGAGCCCCGUCAUACUCAGCCAACGCUCGGAUACACACGGAAGAUUCAAAAAGCAGACGACGAGUUUGACUUCAGUAAACCGCUUGGUGGGUUUUGUCCAAAGACUCCACUCUAUGGUUCUUCAAGAGAUCAAGAGAGUCGUGAUCGUUCGACACGAAGAUCGCGAUUUGAGGAAAAAGAGCCACCAUCACGUUUCAGGAGCUCGCAUUCACCACAAAGAAAAGACACGGAUGAUUAUAAAGUGAAUCGCGAUCGGAAAGAAAAGGAUAAUGAAAGGAAAUAUGAAAAGAAGCACGAAAGAGAACCGGAAAAGAAAUACGAAAGGAGAUAUAUUCGCUCACCAUCACCAAUCAAUACGCAUAAUGAUGACUAUGACGAUGGAAACUAUCAAGGUGGUGGAAGCGUUUCCCCGGCUGCAGCUGAACGAAGCUACUCCCCUCAACCGACACGAGAAAUGUGGAAGAGCGAGCGUAUUUCUUCUCCAUCUUCUGCGGAUAAUGGACGUUCGCAGAACAUUAGUUGGAGAGAAAAUCAACGGACGGUGAAAGUUGGAGUCGAAUCGUGGAGAACUCCGAGGGACCAAAAAUCCGUUUCCACAUGCAGUCUCGAAUAUGCUCGUUUACAAGUCCUGGAUCGAAUGCACAAAUUUGGUGCCUACGAGAAUUUACUCAAUUUGACGAAGCGUUACGGCAAAAGCAUUUGUGUGGUCUACAACGCUGAGCCAAUGAUGGAGCUAGCGAGGCCGCCAUUCAACGCUUUACUCGUCGAGCUCUUUGAGAUGAAUUCAGUUCUCCGCGUCAGAUUGCCAUCAGUUUAUGCGUCAAAUGUGGAGUACGCUUGCUACUUCAUUGCAUUGGCAAAGACUGAACCACCUCCAGAUUACGUAUUCCCACCCGGAUGCAUUGAAUCGGCUCGUGACCACGCAAUGGCUUUUCUCGUCAUUGCCUCACCGCUUAACGAGGAAAUCAACAAAUUAUAUAGUGGGAAAAGUCCUGAGAAGAAAAUGAUGGGUGCUGAGGCGGAAAGGAAUAGCCGAAUGUCGAAACGGGAACAAACGGAACGAUGGAGGAGGAGCCCUGAAGUGCUCAAGACGCCGAUGGGUAUCGAUUUUCCAUGGCAGAAAAGUGGUGAAACUCCGGCAGAUCGGGAAGAUUUUGAUAAUCAAGGACCGUCAAAGAAAAUAGGAUUUUGGACAAGGCAGAAAGAAACACUUGUUGAUGAGGAAAUUUAUGCGAUACCCGGAAUGGAAAGACCGAGAACUCGCGAGCCUAUGUUGACAGAAGAACCGGAAAGCUCGGAAGCUGAUGAUGAAGAAGAGACAGCUGGGGUGACCGAAUCGCAUGAACCGCUGAUUCCUGCAUCAUUCUAUGAAAUGAUCAAAAAACAAGAAGAAGAGCAAAAGGUGCUGAACGUUGAGACGAUUCCUAUUAACACUGUUGAAGAUGUGGCAACGGCACUUCAUCACGAUUGGAAAGCUAACGAAGUUCUUCUCAUUGUUAAACGUUUCAUUUCACUUGGGCGAGCAAAAGAAGAAAUCGAGAUCGUUCACAAGCUUUGUCUCAGCUAUAUCCAGAAGAUUAAGAACAAGAAAAUGGCUAUCGACAGAGCAAAGAACGCACCGGUUAUCCCAUCAAGUCCGCAAAGAAAUUUAUCACGAAACUCGACCGAUGUUGAGCCAACAGUUAUGAAGCAGGAACCGAUUGUUAAGGAAGAGACGCAAAGUGUAGCAAAAGAAGAAAUACCACAAGACAAACACCAGGAAGAGCCAUCGACUAGUGAAGCUACGGAAUCGGAAAUGGUCGCGAAAUUCGGUCUUGACGACUUUGAGACAAGUAACGCAACAUUCACGGCUGGUGGCAUCCUUAGUAUAAUGAAAAAUAUGCAAGAGAGACCUCCGGAAAUUGCGAAGACAUCCGAAACGCCAGCUAAAAGGGAAACAACAUUGAAAAAACCGACUGUAACCGAAGAAACGUCGCCGACUCUUGAGGGCCCAUCAACUGCACCACCUACACCACCAAUGUUGGUCACUCCUGACUCGGACAAAAUGGUUAUGGAUGAGGGCGAAAGUCGGGGCUCGCCGAUGGAUCAGAAUUCUGAUUCGGAGGAGGAUGCGCUAACACCUCCCGGACCGUCGACGAUAAAGAAUGGGCCACUAAGUGUUUCUGGUGCUCGAUCUCAUUCCAUUCCCCCGCCACCGCCAAUACCGCCAGUAAUUUCAACGACUCCUAUGGCUCAAACGUCUGCCAAUUUGAUGCACGAAUACUUUCCGCCUCCAAAUUUGGCCCUCGCUCCACCUGGAGGACCACCGCCUGUACCACCGCCACCGCCGACAUUGCCUGGGUCCUCUAUUUCUACUUUCAUUGCCGAUGCUCCACCACCGCCCCCGCCGCCACCUCCAAAUUCGACUCUUAGUUAUUCAGGUGGAGGAUCUGAUAGAGGAAAUUUGUCGUUCAAUGAAUCGAUGCAUCAAAGUCCAGCGGCAUUCCAUGGCCCAAUGAAUGGUUUUCAAAAUGGUGGCAACGAGGAUCAACCGUGGCCUCCAGCACCACCAGGAUAUGCGAUGCCGCCACCACCACCACCACCUGGAAGACCACAAAUGAUGUCAGAUGGACGACCAAUUAUGCCAUUGCUUGAAGCCGACCAACCUGGACCUUCACGGAAUAUGGGGAAACAAUCAAAUGAAGCACAAUAUUUCAACAAUUUCAAGGAGAAUUUUGAUUACAACCCUGAAGAUGAUGAAUGCGAGGGUGAAUGGCGAGAAAGUGAUAACAAGCAAAGCCAACGGAUUGGACAAGGACCCGAUUCACCACAAAGAUAUCUAUACAACGGACGGGGUAGAGGAGCCCUACCUCUGAACAUGCCACCGUAUGGGAAUGAGCAUGGUUCAUCGUCUCCAUUGAUGCACGCGAUGGUUCCUCCACCAUCGAUGAUGCGACGAGAGAGUCCAUCACAAUGGAGAGGAAGGGGCGGCCCACCACGAGGAGUUCCACCACCACUAAUGGGUGUUCCACCGCCAAUGUUUGGAAGAGGCAUGCCUCCACCUCGACCACUGAGCGAUUUCCAUGAAUUCGACGACGGUCCAAUGAUGGGUAGCAUGCCGCCUGGAUGGAGAGCGAUGGCGCCACCUCCACCAAGAGGAAGACCACCACCACCACCACCACGGGGAGGCCGAGAACAUUUCUUCGAC
Molecule: messenger RNA, 5169 nt
Organism: Mesorhabditis belari
Lineage: Eukaryota; Metazoa; Nematoda; Chromadorea; Rhabditida; Rhabditidae
Source: the annotation of a GenBank genome assembly